Messenger RNA from Fragaria vesca subsp. vesca, 2097 nucleotides. RefSeq lists its product as uncharacterized. The coding region runs from base 21 to 1955 and encodes 644 amino acids. The transcript has a single exon. Lineage: Eukaryota; Viridiplantae; Streptophyta; Magnoliopsida; Rosales; Rosaceae. The record is from RefSeq and is a predicted model, not a curated record.
UUAGAUCCGACGAGUGAGCCAUGUCUUGCUUAGCACUCUCUCUCCAACCAGCGAAUGGAUCCGACAUCCUCCUCCAAACCCGCGAGUGGUUCCCUCCCGCCCGAGCCCUCGUCGCCGUCUCCUCCUUCCGCGAAACCCGCCUCGCCUUCGCCGCCUCCAAGCAACACCACCACACCAAAGACCACCCCUCCUCCAACUCCAACUCCACCUCCGACCCCUCCGCCGACUCCAUCGCCUCCCUCGGCGACGAUCCCCUCUCCGCCUCCAGCGGCCAGCUCAUCGUCGGCGUCGAGAGCCGCUACCGCGUCGUCUACCGCCUCGUUAACUCGAUCUACGUCCUCGGCAUCACCACCGCCGACCACGACAACUCCAUCAACGUCUUCGAGUGCAUCCACAUCGUCAACCAGGCCGUCAGCGUCGUCGUCACCGCCUGCCGCGGCGUCGACGUCACCCCCGAGAAGCUCGCCCGCAAGUACGCCGAGGUCUACAUGGCCCUCGACAUCGUCCUCCGCGGCGUCAGCAACAUCCGCCUCGCCGCCAUGCUCUCCUCCAUGCACGCCGACGGCAUUGCCAAGAUGGUCCACUCCGCCAUGGACACCGAGAACAAGAUCCGCGGCGCCGAGAGCUGGAGAGGCCUCGAGGGCCUCGCCGUUGACCACGAGGCCGGAAUCGCCGCCUUCAACCACACUGCCUUUGAAUUGCCGCCGGAGACGAUAGCUGCCGGGGACGAGGUGGCAGCCAGUUUGGCUCCGGUGGUGCAGAGUGAGGAGAAGGAUCAGAAGGAGGAGGAGGAAGAGAGUGAAGCUGAGAAAGAUCCAUUUGCAGCUAGUGAGAAGAUUAAUCAGCCUCAGGAGCUGGUGACUGGAUUCAAGAAGAACAAGGAUCCUUCGGCUACCGACUUACAACUGGCUCUGUCUACUCUUGAGGUCACUACAUUGCCCCCUGCAGAGGCCACACAGUCUACUCAUAUCGCGGUCGAAGGGUUUGAAGGGCAGUAUGGUGGGAUUGAGUUUGGGAAUGAGCAGGCUUCUUUGAACGAGGCUUUCGAAGGGUUUUCAGAUGCUUGGGGUGGUGGUUUGGAUGCCUCUGAGUUUGUUGGGACCAAGAAGGUUGCAAAGUCGCAAGGGCUUGGUGGGCUUGAGUUGUUGCAGACUGGACCGGAUCCUCCUAAAGCUGCUGGUGCUGCUGCGGCAGGUACUCCUCUUGAGGAUCUUGUAGGAAAAACUGAAAUGAAGGGUCCCGAGAUGAACAUUGUGGAAGAGAUCAGUGUUGAGUUUAGGGAAUCAUUACUUGCCAGAGUUGCAUUGAAGGGUGUUGUUUAUUUGAAAACUCUGCCCACCAAAACUAGUGGGGAUAAAGAAACUGAGUUUUCCUUCAGGGUUGAGGGAACCAGCGCAGUUAAAAGGUUUAUUAUGCAGAAUUCUCGUAUUAGUAGUCUAGGCAAUGGAAUGUUUCAUGUGAGGACUGCAGCCUCUGAUGAGCCCUUACCCAUUUUGAAAUAUAGUCUGCAACCUAGGUUAACCCCAUUGCCUUUGAGGGUUCGUCUUGUGCAACGUCACACGGGAAGUUUGCUGUCAGUGAUGAUACAAUAUGUGUCGAACCCUGAAUUGCCGGCACCUUUGACUGAUGUGACCUUUGUUGUGAAACUUCCCCUUGAUCCUACAUUGUUGAAGGUCUCACCGAAAGCUGUAUUAAAUCGGUCUGAGAAAGAGCUGAAAUGGCAUGUCCCUGAGAUUCCAUUGAAUGGACCACCUGGUCGGUUGAGGGUAAGGAUGCCUGUAGAUUCUAAUGAAGAAGAUGGUGGUGAGGAGAUUGACGUUGUUGCCUAUGUGAAAUUUUCUUGGCAAGGCAACAGAUCAUUGUCGGGAGUCUGUCUACGGCCAGCUUCUGAGGGUAUGACAGACUUUUAUGAGGUUAAUCACAGGUAUGAGAGUGGGGUAUAUAUGUGCAAUUGACCCAUGCUGAAAUCACUUUUACAUUGUAACUUGUAGAGGAUUUUUUUCUCUUUUUUCUUUCUUUGUUUUGAUAGAUUGUUGAUUGGCUGUUAUUGUACCAUUUUUUGAUAUUGAGCUUGUAGCCUAGAUUUUGGUUCAUGUG